CAUCCUCCGCCGCCUCAGCUUCCCGAGCGAGCCCUGCGGCCGCCGGAGCAGCUCCCGCGGCGGAGCAGGAGCCGGAUGGUCAGAGGAGCCCGGCAGCCCCAGCAGCCGCGGAGUCGCCUGGCCCCCAGACUGACUGGCACAGUGGAGAAACCACCCCGAAAACGGAAAAGCAGGACUGAAUUUGCCCUUAAAGAAAUCAUGUCCUCUGGAGGUGCUGAAGAUGAUAUCCCACAGGGAGAAAGGAAAACAGUCACAGAUUUUUGUUAUCUUCUGGAUAAAUCCAAGCAGCUGUUCAAUGGAUUAAGAGAUUUGCCACAAUAUGGUCAGAAGCAGUGGCAGUCCUAUUUUGGAAGAACUUUUGAUGUUUACACCAAACUCUGGAAGUUCCAGCAGCAGCAUCGACAAGUGUUGGAUAAUCGGUACGGCUUGAAGCGGUGGCAAAUAGGGGAAAUCGCUUCCAAGAUCGGGCAGCUAUACUACCAUUAUUACUUACGCACAUCUGAGACCAGCUAUCUGAAUGAGGCUUUCUCCUUCUAUUCUGCUAUUAGACAAAGAUCUUAUUAUUCUCAAGUCAAUAAAGAGGACAGACCCGAGUUAGUAGUCAAGAAACUGCGAUACUAUGCAAGAUUCAUAGUAGUUUGUCUUCUUCUCAACAAAAUGGAUGUGGUGAAGGAUCUGGUAAAGGAAUUGUCAGAUGAAAUUGAGGAUUAUACUCACAGGUUUAAUACUGAAGAUCAAGUGGAAUGGAACUUGGUGCUUCAAGAAGUGGCAGCUUUCAUUGAGGCGGAUCCUGUAAUGGUGUUAAAUGACGAUAAUACCAUUGUUAUCACAUCUAAUCGCCUUGCUGAAACGGGAGCCCCAUUGCUGGAGCAGGGCAUGAUUGUGGGACAGUUGUCUCUGGCUGAUGCACUUAUUAUUGGUAAUUGUAAUAAUCAGGUUAAGUUCAGCGAACUAACUGUUGACAUGUUUCGGAUGUUACAAGCCCUGGAGAGAGAGCCGAUGAAUUUAGCUUCCCAGAUGAAUAAGCCAGGAAUGCAGGAAUCAGCUGACAAACCUACUAGACGAGAAAACCCCCACAAGUAUCUGCUCUACAAACCAACCUUCAGCCAGCUGUACACAUUCUUAGCAGCAUCUUUUAAGGAGCUGCCUGCCAAUAGUGUGCUUCUAAUUUACCUGUCAGCCACUGGCGUUUUCCCCACAGGUCGUUCUGAUAGUGAAGGUCCUUAUGAUUUUGGAGGUGUACUUACUAAUAGUAACCGGGAUAUUAUAAAUGGAGAUGCUAUCCACAAACGAAAUCAGUCCCACAAGGAAAUGCACUGCCUUCAUCCUGGAGAUCUCUACCCGUUCACAAGGAAGCCCCUGUUUAUCAUCGUGGACUCUUCCAACAGUGUCGCCUACAAGAAUUUCACAAACUUGUUUGGACAGCCACUAGUCUGCUUGCUUUCUCCUACGGCAUACCCAAAAGCUUUACAAGAUCAAUCUCAACGAGGUAGCCUCUUCACUCUCUUUUUGAACAAUCCUCUCAUGGCCUUCCUAUUUGUCUCUGGAUUGUCAAGCAUGCGUAGAGGCCUGUGGGAAAAGUGUCAAGAAUAUCUUCGAAAAAUCAACCGUGAUAUUGCCCAGCUACUGACCCAUUCACGUUCAAUAGAUCAGGCAUUUCUGCAGUUUUUUGGAGAUGAAUUUCUUCGUUUACUUCUCACAAGAUUUAUCUUUUGUUCAGCCACCAUGAGGAUGCACAAGAUUUUUCGGGAAACACGAAAUUAUCCAGAAUCAUAUCCACAACUGCCAAGAGAUGAAACAGUGGAGAAUCCUCAUCUCCAGAAGCACAUUUUGGAAUUAGCAUCCAUUCUGGAUGUUCGAAAUGUCUUCUUUGAAAAUACCAUAGAUGACUAUUAAAACCAUCUUGUUGAAACAAUUUUUCAUUUUCCACAGAUUUUAAAUGGUGCAGUUUUCUAAUGUGAUGACAGACACAUAGUGUGUUACUUAGUUUUUAUUUUUUAAUUUAGGACCACCAUUUUAAAAGGAAACAAAAAUAAAAUGUUCAAACUUUUAGGGUAACUGUUUUAAAAUGCAAUCUUUCAAGUCUUUUAGAAAAUCAAUUAAUCUUGUAAUUUUUAUGUUUUGGUUUUGAUGUAUGGAUACUUACUCAAAUAGUCACUGUUCUCACUCUGAGAAGAGUAAAUCAUUUAUUUUUGUAUAAUGAGAAAAAUCCAACUCCUGUACCUGGACCUUAAAUGUCCAGAUUUAAAAAACAUAUAAUUAUUCAUAAUGAUGAAACUGGCCAGCAUGGACUACUAAAAAUCAAGAUAAGAGUCCUUCCAUAAUAUAUCUUUUCAUUCCAAGUUAAUAGGUAGAAAAAUAUAUGAUUUUCUGAAGCAUGAUUAAGACAGUUCUUGAACUCAUUGACUUCUUUUAAAUACUGUCAAAUUUUCAGAAAUGGUGUAGGAUUGAUUUUCCUCUGAAAGCUGUGUCUUAGACUUGAGAUAAUAUUACUUGGGAAUAUCUGAGUACUGUGUUGUUAAGAGAUUUUUUUUUUUUUACAUAUUUUGAUUUCUUUGUAGUCUUUGAAUGCUGGAAA
Urocitellus parryii (Arctic ground squirrel) is the source of this 2578-nucleotide messenger RNA. It is a transcript of the gene Scai, whose product is annotated as suppressor of cancer cell invasion. Gene Ontology annotation, molecular function: transcription corepressor activity. The record is from RefSeq and is a predicted model, not a curated record. Lineage: Eukaryota; Metazoa; Chordata; Mammalia; Rodentia; Sciuridae. Gene Ontology annotation, biological process: DNA-templated transcription.